Drosophila teissieri is the source of this 1971-nucleotide messenger RNA. RefSeq lists its product as uncharacterized. The record is from RefSeq and is a predicted model, not a curated record. The transcript is spliced from 2 exons. NCBI's taxonomy places the organism in Eukaryota, Metazoa, Arthropoda, Insecta, Diptera, Drosophilidae. The coding region runs from base 774 to 1382 and encodes 202 amino acids.
AGAGAAGUAAGUUCAACCAUACCGUCACAAGGUAUAUACAUUGCAGCACUAAAAUGACAGACAAUGCAAACACGGUGCUGUAUAUGAUCAGAGCUGCCAACAGAGGAAAUAGUUUCAGAGGAAAUUACCGAGGUCGUAGUUGCUAACAAAUAAUAAUUAUAAUUUAAAUAAUCAUGGUAAUAAUUACAACCGCAAUAACAAUUAACACCGAAACCGAUGAAGUUUCCAAAACUCCAGGAGAGGUCGAGGAAACUACCAAGGAAAUUUUUACGGACAACAUUUUAACAGAGGCGAAACAAAUAACAACAAUAAUAUUAGAUUAGCCCAGAAUAAUUCGGAAAACGGCCAACAACCCUUAGAUGCAGACCGUGUCUAGUAAUACCGUGUGAUGGAAUAGACAUGGACUUUAUAAACAAAUUUAAUUGCCAAAUAGAAUGCAAUCCUACAGAAUAUUGACUAACAACCAGGCCAAAUAACCUAAAUUAUUCGAUUCAUGUCCCCAUGACAUUUAAUUCUGGUAAUAACAUAGUAUUACUACCAGCCCGAUGAUCUCAAGUUAUCUGAAAAAUUAACAUAACACCGGUUACAGAUGAAAAUAUAUUGAUAAAAAACCAAGAAAUUCAAGAAGGUAUCUAUGUAGUAAACACUAUCUCAACUGCUCCAAACAUUUUUCUUCAAUUAUUAAAUACCACUUGAAAUGACCAAUUUAAAAUAUGAGCCGCUUUCAAACUAUGAUGUAGUUCAAACGAACAUACCCAUCAGAAAAAAAUAUCAUGUCACCAAAAAAACCUUUCGGGUUCGGAACAAAAGAAGUGGCGAUAAUUUCAGCUGGUGCGGACGGACCGGGGUGGUCGGCUAGCGGCUGUCGCGGCUGUCUCUGCUGUCUCGCCGUUCUCGUCGUCCCAAGUGGUGCGGACCGUGUCGCUGUGUGCCCGUCACUUGGGCUGAGGAUUGUCGUCGUAUGCGGACUCACGACAGCUACCGACUGCGAUCCCCAAGGCAAACGCCUGGUGGAACAACAACACGCCAACCCCACGUCUGCUCCGACUGGUGGCCCCGGUACCACGCCUGCUCGGUUCGCAUGGACACACCUGGCAAUCGCCAGGUUCACGUACGUAGUCUCCGACACAGUCGACCGGGUCUUCACCACAAGUCCUGCCGCCUCUUCGGGUCCAUCUUCAGUUUGGCCCCGCAUGCAGAAUGACACAGGACUAAUCGUGCUUCGUCGUAUUGGACCUCAGCUACCUGUGUCUCCAUUCGGAGACUUUCCAUUUCCCGAACGUCUCGAAGUAGCGAUCUUGUUCCUAGCGGACUUUCACGGCUGUAGGUCCCUUGCUGACUUCGUUUUUCACGUUGUUGACUCGUAUACUCGUUCUCCUUGACUGUUCAGCUUUCAGCGCUUGGCCCGCUUAUAUAGGCCUCCUUUAACGGUUUAUCCCUCUUGUCUUCAGUCUCCGGACCCAAAGGCCGUUUUUACCGUUGUCCCGGUCCAAAGUCCAGCUUGGUCUGGUCCAAAGUUCUGCGGAUACCGUUAUUCUCCUUACCCUGGCACGACGACGCCUACUGUUGUCUUGCCGUCAUGUUCUCUCCUUCAAACCGUCUGUUUUCCAAACUCUCUUUCUACCGGUUCUGUUUCUUCAAACUCUCUUUCUACCGGUUCAGUCUCUCCAAACUCUCUUUCUACCGGUUAUGUAUCUCCAAACUCUCAUUCUACAACUCCAAGGCUUCACACUGCCGUUACUACGCGUUGACUUGUUGCGUAACUGGCUACGGCAGGCCCUCCUCAUGCAAUCUUCAUUUGCAUUUGUGCGGAGUUUUAACUCCUCCCAGAAGUCGACAACAAUUGUUUUAGCGGUGAGUAUCGAAUUCACCACCGGGUGCACACGUCAAAAAAAAUUGUUGGCUAUUCACGACUACAAACGUCGCUCUGAUGAUAUAUGGCUAUGCCUAUAUUAAACAUUAAACAUUUAA